GGCUCGUUUCCAGUCGUCAUUACUCUGUGAGUCCGUCAUUGUGUAGUGUUGUCGUACAGUGUGUGUUUGUGUUGCACUGGGUUGUCUCAUCAUGUUUGAGUCGUGACCCGUGUGAAAGAAUCCGUUUUAAGGAGGUAGAACUCAGAAACUGUUUUUGAAAUAAAGAAUAUGCCAAACUUUUUAAACCCUAAAAUCCAAAGCCGGCUCCUGAAUGUCCCUUUGAGCUCAUGGAAGAUCUUGUUGCACCUUCUCAGCCUUGAUGACCACAGGAGCCUCCUCAGAGACUCCUCAACCUCCUGGAGGAACAUCCCAAACCCCAGAGAACCUCCACAAAACUCCUGAAACCUUCUCUGAGACAACAGGAGACAGCUCCUGGAACAUCUCAACCACCUGUGAGGAACUCGGCCCCAGAAAGCUGCUGGUUUUGUGAAACCUGUUGCGACGCUCCUGCUCGAACUGGGAGAGUUUCUGAUGAGUCGAGUUUCUAAAGUUUGUUUGUUUGUGGGAAAAAGUUUUAACGUUAAAAUGAUCAUCAUCGUCCUGCUGCUGCAGUUCACCGUUCGUCCACUAGAGAGAGCGCUGCGCCGCGCAACAGCUGCUGCAACAUCUGGCAAAGUUCACCUACAUAAGCACGCACGCGCCUCCCUCCUGUAUUUCCGUGUGAGAGAAGCAGCGCGUGAGGAUGAGGUUACUCCUGCAGAGGAGGAGCAGGAGCGCGCAUCGUACACGGAGCUGAGCAGGAGAAACACAAGGAGCGGCUGAGGAGGAGGAGGAGGAGGAGGAGGAGGAUGAAGGCGCUGCUCAGACCCGACACCGUCUAAGAUGCCACCGGACCCCGGAGCUCGGCACGCGGCUCGGACCCAGAGUAACCCGGGAUAACUUAACACAACUACACAACUACACAGCAACUACACAACAGCGAGGAGUCCCUGACCGGGACGAGCCGGAGGGAGAAGCCGGGAUCAGCGCGUCCUGAGCGGCCAGAGGAGCGCGCAGAGCCGCGGAGAGAGGAACUCAGGUAAAGGUCCUCAGCCAUGAUGCUCCCCCGGCCCCAGGUCCUGUCGGCGCUCCUCUUCCUGCUGCUGGCCGCCGGACGCUGCACGGCGGCCGCUCUGCUCAGAGGCUCCAGCACCAGGGCGGAGGGGCGUGUGGAGGGCCGCAGCCUGGUGGAGCUGGUGGGCCGGCCCCCGAGGGCCCGGACCGAGACCAGGACCGAGACCAGGACCGAGACCAGGACGGAGACCAGGACGGAAACCAGGACCGAGACCAGGACGGAGAAGACGGUGGGACUCGGCGGGAAAGAGAGAGUGAGCGGAUCACAACAUGGACUGGAGAAUCAUCCUCGAGAUCCACGGCACAAGGAGAAGUUCAUCAAACACCUGACAGGUCCUCUUUACUUCAACCCUAAGUGCAAGAAACAUUUCAACAGACUGUACCACAACACCAGGGACUGCACCGUACCUCUCUUUUACAGAAGAUGUGCUCGUCUGCUGACUCAACUGGCCAACAGCCCCCGCUGCACGGAGAGGUAGACACACGCCUCCGGACAGGUCGUGUUGCCGUGGCAACGAGGAGGGUGGAUCAUCGUAACGUUUCCCAAUGAGCAGCGGAUGUUCCCCGGCCAAUAGAAAGUCCUCUGAGGUCAUCACCUGCAGCCAAUGAGCUCAGAGAUCAUCUGUUUCCUCUUCUGUUCUUCUUUGCUCUGCUUCUCUCGUCAUCACUCGUUCAUCUCACUCGACGCGAUGCUCUGAGUCCGACGUGUGUUUCGUUCAGUCCAGAACAAAACCUGUCAAAUCAAUGUUUAAUGUGAGCAGAAGAAAACAGUUAGAAGUCCAGAGGGGGAGGAGCCUCAGAUGGAGGUUUGUUCUGUUCUUCGGACCAGAUGUUAACGAUGAUGACUCAUGUCGUCCUGAUAGUUCCGUCACGAAACCUUUUCCCUCCACGAUAAAAACCUCCUGCAUAUUUUUAUAUGGACGCAGGGUUUAUGCCAUGUACUGCAGUCAGCCACCAGGGGGUGAUGGAGCUUUAAUUUCAUCCAUCUUUAUUUACAUACAACACGUUGUGUGCAUGUCGUGGAUCCACAUGUGUGUAGAUAGUAAUCACACGUGAUUUAUGCUCAAUAGUAACUGACGGCUGCCCUCUCCUUCUCUUUUGUUAAACGGACACAGAUGAGUAGAGGAAGUGACGUGAGCAGGUCAGAGGUCAGAUCUCAGUGUGGACAGUCUGUGUGUCUCUGUGUUUGGUCUCCUCCUCCUGAGGCUCUGCAGCUGCUCCAGAUCCACUGUGUUCUCCAGAUGUCCGUUAGUGGACAGAGGCUGUUUACAGAUGUUUACAGAUGUUUACAGAUCAGACCUGAGCUGAAAGUCGCUGCGUUAAGAUUCAGACGAUGAUUCUCUUCAGCUUCAUCCCAUUCCCUCUUCUCUUUGCUCUGCUCUCUGAUCUCUUCUCGCUUCUACUCGACUCGACUAGAUUCUCUCUCCUGUGGACGUCAGCCACACUCACCUCAGCUCUGCUGGUUUCUACUGGACUCUACUGGUCCCAACAGGAAACUGAUCUGAAGCCUCUCCAGCUCGGACUGAGCCAAACAUGGAUUUGUAUUUUUCUGACGUGAACGCUGGUCUGGAGGAUGAUUCUACUGGUUUCUAUUGGAGUGUAAGCGAGUUUCGGUUGCUGCUCUGACAUCAAGAAACAAAGUUGAAGCAGAAACGUUAACGUGGACGAGCGUCUCCUUCCUGGACAGAGUUUCAGUUUUGAUGGAAACGUAAAUAACUUUGAAAGUUGACUUUGGACAAAUCCUCCGACUGGAGCACAGCUCUGCUUCUGUCGUCCUGUGGCAGAAACUCCCGAGAUGCUGAAUGUAUUUUAUGUUGCAUGAUUCAUAGCAAUAAUAAUAAUAACAUGAAUAAUAAUAAAGUUGCAGUGUAUUUAUACAGUUGAAGCUGCCGUCACGUGUGCAGAGCAGAGCCUCCUGCAGCUCUGUGUGAAAUAUGUACAUACAAAGAGGAAUAAAGUCACACGUUUGAUAUAUA
This is a messenger RNA of Hippoglossus stenolepis (Pacific halibut), 3029 nucleotides long. It is a transcript of the gene alkal2b, whose product is annotated as ALK and LTK ligand 2b. Bases 1035 to 1532 code for a protein of 165 amino acids. Gene Ontology annotation, molecular function: receptor tyrosine kinase binding; receptor signaling protein tyrosine kinase activator activity. Gene Ontology annotation, biological process: positive regulation of ERK5 cascade; positive regulation of ERK1 and ERK2 cascade. The transcript is spliced from 6 exons. NCBI's taxonomy places the organism in Eukaryota, Metazoa, Chordata, Actinopteri, Pleuronectiformes, Pleuronectidae. The record is from RefSeq and is a predicted model, not a curated record.